CGAGCUCUUCGACCUUCCGCGCAUACGUACAUUUGAGUUCUGCCUCGGGAUUGUAAAACCCCAACAAAUCUCUCAAAACGACAAAACCGGCCGGACGCCCGGACAGGAGCACAAAAAGAGGACAUGUCCGGGGAAAACCGGACGUAUGGACAUGAAAAGAGAAUGAAAUUUGUGACAUUUUCAUGAAUGGCAGGUGCAUUCCAUUUGUCAAAGCGGGAGUAUUUGAAAAUUACAAAGUGGGAUGCAAAUUAAAGGACUCUUGCAGCAGCUGUCUUUACCGUGCAGGUUGUGAAACCCAUGUUUGAAUGUCAGCAAAAUGGAGGCUACAGCCAUAUUGCCAGUACUGAAGAAAAAGCUGGCGUUUCUUUCAGGCGGCAAAGACAGACGCAGUGGCCUCAUUUUGACAAUUCCUUUAUGUUCAGAGCAGACAAAUAUGGAUGAACUCAGCGCUACACUAGACUAUUUGCUCAGCAUUCCAAGUGAAAAGUGUAAAGCAAGAGGGUUCACGGUUAUUGUGGAUGGCAGAAAGUCACAAUGGAAUGUUGUGAAGACAGUUGUACUAAUGUUACAGAAUGUCAUUCCUGCUGAGGUAUCACUAGUUUGUGUGUUGAAGCCAGAUGAAUUCUGGGAUAAGAAGGUUACACAUUUCUGUUUCUGGAAGGAGAAAGACCGACUGGGUUUUGAGGUUAUUUUAGUCUCGGCUAAUAAGUUAACCAGAUAUAUAGAACCUUGCCAGUUGACUGAAGAAUUUGGAGGCAGUCUUGUGUAUGAUCAUAUGGACUGGGUAAACAAAAGAUUGUGCUUUGAGUCUUUCCAUGAAAAAAAAAGGUCUCUAUUAGGAGAGUUUAUAACCACAAACAUGAAUAAAAAGGGAUCCCAAACACACCCAGACAGGGCCUCUCAGUCUGAUUCAUUACCACGUUUUGAUGAACGUUGUUUGUUAAAUUUAGGUCAUGAGCUUUUGUCUGAGCUGCAGCAACGUCGCUUUAAUGGUUCAGAAGGAGGAGUUUCUUGGUCGCCAAUGGAUGAUGAGCUGCUGGCUCAGCCUCAGGUGGUAAAAUUGCUUGACUCGUUACGAGAACAGUAUACACGGUACCAAGAAGUCUGUAGGCAGCGCAGCAAACGCACACAGUUAGAGGAAAUUCAACAGAAAGUAAUGCAGGUUGUAAACUGGUUGGAAGGGCCAGGAUCGGAGCAGCUGAAAACACAGUGGGGAAUUGGAGAUUCAAUUAGAGCCUCUCAAGCCUUACAACAGAAACAUGAGGAAAUUGAGAGUCAGCACAGUGAGUGGUUUGCAGUCUAUGUUGAACUUAAUCAACAACUUGCUGCAUUACUGAAUGCUGGUGAUGAAGAAGACCUUACAGAGCUGAAGUCUUUGCAACAACAGCUGAGUGACGUCUGCUACCGCCAUGCAAGCCAGCUGGAAUUCAGACAGAAUCUUUUGCAAACAGCACUUGAAUUCCAUGGAAUUGCUCAGGAUUUGUCCCAACAGCUAGAUGGUUUACUUGGCAUGCUUUGUGCAGAUACUGCACCAACGGAUGGAGCAACAAUUCAGCAGACAUUGAAACUCCUUGAAGAGAAGCUGAAAAGUGUUGAUAUAACUUUACAAAGUUUACGUGAAAAGGGUCAAGCACUUCUUGAACAAAUUUCCACCCAGGCUUCCUGGGCUUAUGGAAAAGAUGUGUCUGCUGAAAAUAAAGAGAACGUUGAUCACAUCCAAGGAGUAAUGGAUGAUAUGCAGCUUCGAAAGCAAAGAUGCGAAGACAUGGUUGAUGUACGAAGAUUAAAGAUGUUGCAAAUGGUACAGCUAUUGAAAUGUGAAGAGGAUGCUACUCAGGCAGUCGAAUGGCUAAGUGAAUUACUGGAUGCACUUUUGAAGACUCACGUCCGCCUUGGAGAUGAUGUAUCAGAAGUCAAAAUCUUGUUGGAAAAACAUAAAAAAUUUGUAGAUGUUGCACAGAGCACAUAUGAUUAUGGGAGACAGCUGUUGCAAGCUACAGUUGUUUUAUGCCAGUCCCUUCGAUGUACAACAAGAUCAUCAGGAGACACACUUCCGAGGCUGAACAGAGUAUGGAAGCAAUUUACAGUGACCUCAGAGGAGAGGCUGCACAGGCUGGAGAUGGCGCACUCAUUUCACGCAGCUGCAGAAAAGAUAUUCAAAGAAUCUACAGAGCAGCCAGAAACCCUUGUUUCCAUAGAAGUGUUUGAUGAAGCUGAAGGAACUGGGCGAUCAUUACUGGACAGAUUAACCAUACCUGUAAUUUAUCCAGAUGGAACUGAACAGUACUUUGGAAGCCCAAGUGACAUGGCAUCUACUGCAGAACACAUCAGAGAGAAAAUAAAGUCAAUUAGUCUGAAAAGACAGCAACAGCAUGAGAAGAUACAGCAACAGCAGAAAGAACAACCAGCAACUUCUUCCCCUGACAGCUAAUAGAAUGAACUUAACUGUCAUCUUGUAUUGAUACUGCACUUGCAACUCAUUAUGGCAUUAGGACUUCAGAAAUGUGAACAUGGCACAUUGCAAUGCAUCGCACACUCAUGGCAUACCUGCAUUCAUUCCGUAAUUGACCAUGCUGUUUAUGGAACAUCUCCAUAUUACAUUUUGUCUGGCUGUAGUAAGUUAAACUCGCUCUGUAAGAACAGUACUUUCCAAAAUGUUACAUGUUGCACUGAACUUGUUACAAAGCUUUACCCAAUCUGUUAGCUGCUAAGCAGCUGCUAAGCUUUAACUGGUGCUACUAAACAUUUAGGUAGUCCUAGUACUAAUAAGUUGCUGUUCUUUCCAGGAUUUUUUUAGGUUGUAGAUAGAUUACCAAGUGUUUGUAAACUUAAGUGUUCUUAAAAUUGUCUUAAUUUUAAUUCUCUGAAACUUGCUGCAUCAUUUUUAUUGUGCCAUUAUGAAUCCUGUCACCAAGCCUUUAAUACUGUUGCAUUUUUUUGAAUUGCAUAAACUGUUUUCAGAUGAAAUGAUUAUGUAUUAAAUGCCAUUUGUGCUUAAUAAACUGCUUUCUAAAAAACAAAAGUUUUGUUGCUCCACAUUAAAAUAUCUUGAGUUUA
This is a messenger RNA of Protopterus annectens (West African lungfish), 3057 nucleotides long. It is a transcript of the gene SESTD1, whose product is annotated as SEC14 and spectrin domain containing 1. NCBI's taxonomy places the organism in Eukaryota, Metazoa, Chordata, Ceratodontiformes, Protopteridae. Bases 317 to 2431 code for a protein of 704 amino acids. The transcript is spliced from 21 exons. The record is from RefSeq and is a predicted model, not a curated record.